Molecule: messenger RNA, 945 nt
Organism: Micropterus salmoides (largemouth bass)
Lineage: Eukaryota; Metazoa; Chordata; Actinopteri; Centrarchiformes; Centrarchidae
Gene: sf3b6
Product: splicing factor 3b, subunit 6
Exons: 4
Coding region: 122-499 (125 amino acids)
Cellular component (GO): nucleus; cytoplasm; ribonucleoprotein complex
Molecular function (GO): mRNA binding
Source: RefSeq, a predicted model, not a curated record
UCAGUCGGAAACCGGAAGUUCGUCACUAGCUGGCGAUCGCUGCCAUUUUGACGGGGAGAGUGAAGAGCUGGGAUAACUGCGUGUCUGUUGUUUAGCGAUUUACACAUAAAAACAUUUCACCAUGGCUAUGCAAGCAGCGAAACGCGCUAAUAUACGAUUACCUCCUGAGGUGAACAGAAUCCUGUAUGUCAGGAACCUUCCUUACAAGAUCACAGCUGAGGAAAUGUAUGAUAUCUUUGGGAAGUAUGGACCAAUACGUCAGAUCAGAACAGGGAACACACCUGAAUCGAGAGGAACGGCAUAUGUGGUUUAUGAAGACAUCUUUGAUGCCAAGAAUGCAUGUGACCAUCUGUCAGGCUUCAAUGUCUGCAACCGUUACCUUGUGGUUCUUUACUACAAUGCAAACAGAGCUUUCCAAAAAAUGGACACAAAGAAGAAAGAGGAACAGCUGAAGCUUCUGAAAGAGAAAUAUGGCAUCAACACAGACCCUCCAAAGUAGCGUGCUGGAAACUCCAUCCAGCACAGCCCCCGUUUUCACCUUCAUUUCAGAAGUUUUCUUUUUCUAUCUACAGCAAAUCCUUUGUUCAUGUGGUUUAUGCUGGUAAUGAUUUACUCAUACAGACAUAUUUUUUUUUUAAGCUUUAGUUGAAAUGAUGGGUUAAAUUUUUGUUUUGUUUCAUUAUUUCCAUCAUCAAAUACACCCGUCUGUUUGAUUUUCAGAAUAAGGGUUCAACGUUUUUGUUGGCGCUCCUCUCAAAGUGAACUUGUCUGCAAGAAAUAUGUCUUUCCUUGUGAUUGUAUUCACCCUGUAACAUGUUUAAAUCUGCUAGAGCAGAUUAUUUUUCAGUAUUUUGUCACUUCUUUCAUAAUUCUCCAAUAUUUUAAUUUAAAGCUAGCCAUGGUCAUGUAUAUGGUUCCUCUAAAAUAAAUGUUCCUUUUCUAAAA